Tripterygium wilfordii is the source of this 3955-nucleotide messenger RNA. RefSeq names its product SUPPRESSOR OF ABI3-5. Gene Ontology annotation, biological process: mRNA splicing, via spliceosome. NCBI's taxonomy places the organism in Eukaryota, Viridiplantae, Streptophyta, Magnoliopsida, Celastrales, Celastraceae. The transcript is spliced from 15 exons. Gene Ontology annotation, molecular function: RNA binding. The record is from RefSeq and is a predicted model, not a curated record. The coding region runs from base 598 to 3693 and encodes 1031 amino acids. Gene Ontology annotation, cellular component: nucleus.
UCGCCGCGGCUGCUGUACUUGUGACCUGAACCUGACCCCAUCGGUCGUUCCAGCCUUUCAGGUUUUCUCAAUAGGUCAUAACCCGAGAAAAGAAGAAACCCUAAGGAGAAACUAGACGAAGGAGGGAGAAGAAGAAGUUGAAGAAACAAGAUCAAUUGGUCCCAAACCGAUCCGAGCUGUUGUUGCUUCCGGAAAAGGAUUUAGAACAUUCUGAGACACCAUCGAGAGCCUUGCAGGGGUUAACCGUGACGGGUUUUUGCUUGCCAGAUAUGGAUCCGGGUCGCUUUGGUCUUCACCAAGGAUGGGAUAAUAACAGCGUAAUUGUGGUUUCCUCCUUAAUAAUCACAUAUAUGGGAUGAUAAUACAAGAAUUUUUAGGGAUCAUGUGAUUGCCCAUUUUUUUCCGUCAUCUCAUCUCUCAUCUUAAAAGAAAAAAAAAGAGAGAAAGUCGUUGGGCCAUUGAGGAUAUGGACUGGAUUAGCCUAAACUCCUACGUGAUUGAUGUUGUUGCUGACAUAGCUUAUUCUCUUGAAUCCACAGGCUCUGGAAGGGUAUGGUGCAGUCCAGGAGCCAAAUUUUCGGUGAGUGUUGACUGUUGAUGAUGCUUAUCACAUCAUGGGCUCUUAUUAGUUUUCAUGGUGGCGGUGGUUCGUAUGAUGAGAGGAGGUUUCUGGAUGAAAGAUACUCAAGGGACAACCUUUACCCAAGAAAUGCCUUCCACCGUGACAUUAUCGAUAGGGAUAAUUAUCCACCUCCACCUCAUACUCCUGGCAUUUGGCCUCAAUCAAGGCGGAGAAGUUACGAGGAAGAAUAUCCACUUGACAGGGAAUCUAGGCGACAUGAGAAACCUUACGCUGAUUCCUACAAUGAGAUGGAAACCUAUCGUGACCCAGAUGCUUUUCAAGAAUAUGACAAAUUUCGGGAUGGCUACCGCAGUAUUGAUAAUUACAGUGAUCAUUUACCUGCUAGGUUUGGUGGACGUGACCGUGACGAUUAUGCAUAUGAUGACUAUGACUACAAGCAUCGCGUUUCGCAUCAAAAUAGGGGGGCCAGCCAUGACAGGGACUAUGAUUAUGGCCGGAAUAGUUAUGAUUCUGACUAUGACAGAGGGGGCAAGAGAGAUGGCACUUGGAGGAGGCGUGAUAGGGAACGUGAUAAGAGAGGGUUGAGCGGCGACAGAGAUCAGAGUCCUCAUAGAAGGCAUGAGAGGUCACGUUCUCGUGGACAAGAUGAUCGAUCCAGAUCAAGGUCCUCUCGAAGUCGAAGUCGUGGUCGUAGUCAUCGAGAAGAUAGCUAUGAUGAUGGGAGAUAUGAGAGGGGUGAGAAACGAAGGGACCGGGAGGAGAAACGUCAUAGAGAACACUAUUCUGUGGCACCUUCUGCUACUGUUGUUGUUAAGGGUCUUUCACAAAAGAUCACUGAAGAGGAUUUAUACCAGAUUCUUGCUGAAUGGGGACCUCUGCGCCAUGUCCGCGUAAUCAAGGAGCGAAAUUCCGGCAUCUCUCGAGGAUUUGCAUUUAUAGAUUUUCCUUCUGUGGGAGCUGCACGUAUGAUGAUGGAUAAGAUAGGCGGUGAUGGUAUUGUUGUGGAUGGCAGGAAGCUUUUCUUUGAGUAUAGUAGUAAGCCAACUGGAGGGGCAGGUGGACCUUUUGGUCAAGAGAAUGCUGUGAAAUCCGGCCAUGUUAGCCACAGAAGUAUAACAGUUCCAUCUGAUUGGAUGUGCAUCAUUUGUGGUUGUGUCAACUUUGCUCGGCGAACAUCUUGUUUUCAGUGUAAUGAGCCGCGAACUGAUGAUGCUCCACCAGCUGAUAUCGCUUUAUCAAAUCCAGCUGCAUUAGGAAGGAAAGGAUCGGAAGCAGGUCCUACUCAUGUUUUGGUUGUUCGUGGAUUGGAUGAAAAUGCUGAUGAGGAAAUGCUUCGUUAUGAAUUCUCCAAACAUGCUCCAAUCAAGGAUCUUCGCCUUGUCAGAGACAAAUUUACCCAUGUUUCAAGGGGAUUUGCAUUUGUACACUUCCAUUCGGUGGAAGAUGCUACCAAAGCUCUUGAAGCAACAAAUGGAACAACUCUCGAGAAGAAUGGGCAGAUCUUAAGAGUAGCGUAUGCAAAGAGCAUCCUAGGUCCAGGUUCAGGGGCAUCGGCUUCUUCACAUUCAAGCAGCCUUGCUGCUGCUGCCAUUGAGGCAGCUGCAUUUUCUCAACAGUAUGAUGCUGUUGGAUGGGCGCCAAAGGAAUAUAACCCUGAAGAUAAACAAUCUAAUGGCGGGCUGGAGAAACAUGGUGGGGAUGGUACAGUUCGAAACGAUAGUUCUGCUCCGCAGUCUGGCUUUGUCUGGGAUGAAGCAUCUGGAUAUUACUAUGAUGCUGCUUCCGGGUUCUACUACGAUGGAAAUACAGGUCUCUAUUAUGAUGGGAAUAAUGGAGUUUGGUAUUCAUAUGACCAACAAAAUCAGCAGUAUGUUCCUUGCACAAAUCAAAAUGACAACAGCACAGCUGGGAAACAAGCUGAAAACUCGAAGGCUUCAGACGGUUCCAGUAACAGAAAAGCAGUAAUCUCUGCACCUGCUGCUACUAUUACAUCAACUGAGAAGGCUGCCUCUUUACCAGAUGCCGUCCAGGCUGCCGCUACUGCAGCAAUAGCUGCAGAGAAAAAAGAGAGAGAGAAGUUGAAAGAGAUAAAACUUGCUUCAAAGACCAGUAUCCUGGCAAACAAAAAGAAAAUGAAUAAUGUCUUAACAAUGUGGAAGCAGAGGAGUCAUGAAGGCCAAGCAACUCGAGUGGCUCUUGAUGACAAUCAGUCAUCUGCUCCAGGUGAUGACAGACCGUUUUCAGGUGGUCAGCCUGCUAAGAGCAAGUUGAAAUCUGAUGUUAUGACUGCAAAGGAGAAUAUGCUAUCUAGUUCUGGGGUAACCACCACCACACUUUCUGCUCAGAGUGCGUCGAGGCCUGUGAGUAACAGCUCUGGUGGAACUAUAAUGGGGGUUAUAAGGGGUUCUGGAAGAAGUGUAGUGAAAUCAGAAACUCCGUAUUCAGAAUCAUCAGCUGGAGUCUCCACCUCAACUGUUGCUGCUGGUUCAUCUUUUGCAACAAAUGCAGAUUUGCAUACAGUUCCUACGCCUUUCAGAACAGAUGCCUCGGCACUGGGUUCUUAUUCCCCAGCUGUGGCUACAGGGAGUGGCAAGAGGAGGUUUUCAGAAAUGCCAUCUUAUACUUCUACUCCAAAAGAACAGCCACAGACAACCUACAGGGAUCGCGCAGCUGAGAGGAGAAGCUUAUAUGGUUCAUCACCUGCUAUUGGAGAUGAUCUCUCUGACCUUGGGCUUGGAGAUUCAAAUCGAGAUUAUGCACUCAGAAAAGGUUCUUUGGAUCCCACGCCAUUCCCACCUGGUGUUGGUGGAGGACGUGGCUUUGGAGAUGCUGAUGCUCAGAGUUAUGAGGUGAUUACAGCGGACAAAGCAAUUGAUGAGAACAACUUGGGCAACCGAAUGCUCCGCAAUAUGGGCUGGCAGGAAGGCUUGGGAUUAGGGAAGGAUGGAAGCGGAAUGGUAGAACCGGUUCAAGCACAGGCCAUAGAUAGGAGAGCAGGACUUGGGAGCCACCAGAAGAAAAAGGACCCUGGCCUUGAAGUGAAUGCUGGGGAUAGUUACAAAACUCUGAUUCAUAAGAAGGCACUUGCCAGAUUCCGGGACAUGUCCUAGACCGACCAGUCAGUCUUGGAACGCUCUGAGGUUGUGGUUAGUGUAUGUUCAAAAAAGUUCAUUGUGGUUGGGAUGACAAGGUUUUAUGUGCUUUUGGUUUCUUUUGUAAGGAGUAUAUUUGGAGAAAUGUUAAAAGGAAUCGUCCAUUGUUGAAAGUCUGAAAUCUUUUAGAUUUGCAGGAGCCAUAAAAUUUUCUCAGAAAACUUAUGAUGGGACUGUUUAUCCUCUGAAGGAUAUGAAAUUAUGUUAAUGUGAUUUGUCA